GCACUGGAUAAAGGGUUCACCUAUCAAAUUAGUCCAGCGGAAUGCAGUCCUUGUGAUGGAUUUAGUCUACAUACGCAGGCAGCUGGCUGCACACAUAUUCCCAAGGCAUAUGCUAUAUGCGAUCUACUCCUGGCCACCCUUCAAGAAGCUGAUUUCGACGCUCAUCUACAACUCUGCUUCUUCAUCAAAAUGUUUUGCAUGAUGACCUUCGAACCACUCACUGUAAAUCCGGACAAAUUAUCUCAUAUCCUCGGCUCGAAUAACAUCAAAAAGCAAAAGGCGCCUCGAAACAGUUUUUUGUACCUGACGCCAUGUCGCAAUUGGAAUGAAUCGGGUCAACUCCCUGGCCGUCGGGAUCGAUCCAGUACAUUCCGGAUGACAGGGAUGGAUCGACGAACCAGAACCAGACGAACCAUCCCCGCUGCAACUGAUGUACAAGGAACACCCACAAAGUCUCUUCUUCCCUUUCCCCUUAUCUGUCCUCAUAUACAUCCAUCUGAGUGCGGAUGGAUUCACAAGGAAUCCCUGCUUCAAUUUCACCUGACGUCUGCUAUGACGACGAGAUUCACUUGGGAUGGAGCACCGCACCCAGAUCUGCCGUCCAGCAUUCACCUCCAAGGUAGGACGCCGUUGAAAUUUUUUCCUGUUACGUUUUCAUUUUGAGAGUGUGUGUGUUUUUAGUGCUGGGAAACAGAUUAUAAAAUGUUAGUGGUUACUUUUCGAUAAGAUGAAAGCGACGAGCCCCAGUCAUUUACGGGAUUGAGUGUUCUAGUUUGCCUAGUUGAAAGUUGGUGCGCGUUGUUCUUGAAUUUUUUUUACCAUGCCUUCAUUCACGCAAUGAAACUGCCGUCGACUUAUUAUUUUAGAACUUCUUUUUUCGAUAAAUCAAAGUAGAGUUGUAGACUAUGGAAUGGAUGUGGGAGUACGUGUACCAUCACAUCGAUCACAUGUAUAGGUGAAGCUUCAAUUCUUUUUUGUCGACGAUGAGUCGAUGACUUUAUUAGACUUGGAGAGGAUCGACG
Messenger RNA from Daphnia pulex (common water flea), 1022 nucleotides. RefSeq lists its product as uncharacterized. Lineage: Eukaryota; Metazoa; Arthropoda; Branchiopoda; Diplostraca; Daphniidae. The record is from RefSeq and is a predicted model, not a curated record. The coding region runs from base 190 to 663 and encodes 157 amino acids. The transcript has 4 exons.